CCCGCGCCCCGCCCCCGCGCAUGCGCACAUCCUCUCAACCGUCCCGGCGCGGUCCGGUUUGAACCCGUGAGGGGAGCGCGGCCGCCAUGGAGGGACGGAGCUCCCGCAUCCCCGUGCCCGGCCGGCUCCAGCGCCCCGAGCCGCCCGCAGAAUUGCCAACUGCCUUUCCUUCAAAGAGAAAAAGUGUCAGCAAAACAUCAGAGCCAGAGUUCAGUGGGGUUCCCAGUCUUAACUUUGCCUCAAACGUUCCAGUGGACGGUGUCUUCAAGGCUGCAAACCAAAGGUUGCGUAAGUCUAUCAAGAGAGUGGAACCGGUUUCAAAUAAGACAGUGGCAAGACGCCCUCUCAGCAGAUUCCAACUAGAAGCAGAGCUGAAAAACAAGGAUCAGUUGGUGGAAACACUCAAACAGCAACUAGCAAGAGGAGAGGGCACUAAGUUAAGGGCGUUAAAGAAGGAGAACGAGAGGCUGGUCGAUGAAGUUGAGAAGCUCAAGAAAAUUCAGGAGACUUGCAUGACAGUUUUAGAAAGCAGAAACAUCAGUCCUGAUAGCAACAUAGAGAAGGAAAAAGAGACGCGUGCUUGCCGGGAAAAAACAACAAUGCUGACUAAGAAGGUUACAGAAGAGUUGAAGCUAUUUUGUCACACAGUUGCAGAAGAGAAGGAGACGCUUGAGACAGCGAUGGCCAAGUGGAAAUCAGCACAAGAGAAGAACCAGCGUGCCCUGGAGAAGCACUCCUGCUUUCAAGCUCAAAUUAAGGAAUGGACAGCCACGCUUGAAGAGCUGGAGAAGCUCCUGCCAAUGUGAGGCACGAGGAUGGACUGGGAUUUUUGCUGUUUCACCCUAGUUCGGAGGUCCCUGUUUGUCAAGCCUAGUUCCUGCGUUUGGCGGGGUAGGGAGGGCUGAGGCAGCAGCGAUGGCUGCUGACUGUGUCGGGCGUUCGCCGCUCUGUUCCGGGUUCGUUGAGUUCAUUAAAGGCGCAGCACGAA
Oenanthe melanoleuca is the source of this 988-nucleotide messenger RNA. RefSeq lists its product as uncharacterized. The coding region runs from base 87 to 806 and encodes 239 amino acids. The transcript has 8 exons. The record is from RefSeq and is a predicted model, not a curated record. Gene Ontology annotation, cellular component: microtubule plus-end; kinetochore; centriolar satellite. NCBI's taxonomy places the organism in Eukaryota, Metazoa, Chordata, Aves, Passeriformes, Muscicapidae. Gene Ontology annotation, biological process: mitotic sister chromatid segregation; regulation of attachment of spindle microtubules to kinetochore; spindle organization.